Anisakis simplex (herring worm) is the source of this 711-nucleotide messenger RNA. NCBI's taxonomy places the organism in Eukaryota, Metazoa, Nematoda, Chromadorea, Rhabditida, Anisakidae. The record is from the annotation of a GenBank genome assembly.
AUGUAUGCGAAACACGAAAAGAUCCCUAUGAAGGAUUUCGGCUCUGAGAUUCGUGCCACGAUGGAUAUCGAUCAUCUACUCAACAAAUCCGUUCUAUUGCUUGACCUUCAGGAAACGUCUCUUGAAGAAAUCUUCGCAAAAAUAAUUCACGAAAUGGAUAUCCAAGAGCCUGAGUUCACCAGCGAACAAGUACGGUCGGUGUUGUUCACUCAGGACGCUGGAAACCAGUUUCACAUAUUGAGUAGAACCGUGCAAAGCAUAUGUACAACCGGGACCAUCGGAGGAUCGUUCGACUAUGACCAAACAUGGAUUUGUGCCUUAUGUAUGCUGAACACCGUACAGCAUCGACAUGUAGCAAUAGCGCGAUUAAGUCAUCCGACAAAUUUGGGUCGAACAAUGCAGGAUCUUCGCUUCAUUAUCAUUGUAAUCGCACCCUCACGAGCGAAGGGAACGAAAACAGCUCUCGAGACGACAAGAACGUUUGCCACACUAUUCGCCGAUAUGGACAUAAGGCAACGACUUGUGAUGGCCCAAACUGUCGAUCAGUUCAGAUCAACGUUAUUGCAAGCUGCUAAAGAGUUGGCCGUUGAUCAGAAUCAAUGGCGUGAACGGAAGACCUCGAUUCAUCUGAGUCAAGCCAAAGAGCAAUUGGUAUUUGAGUUGUUUUUGAGUUGUUCAUUAAAUUUAUUCCUGAAACCAAUACAGUCACAG